UCAUCACGCGCUUGAUUUCGGUCGCUCGAAACUCGCACGCAGCAGGAUCGAACUGGAGUGCGCGAGUGUGACGUCACGCAGGUAAGAGGACACUGCGUGCUUAUAGCUCUCAGUUAGGUGUGUCCUUCCUUCUUGAAGGUCGACCAAAAACAUUUCGGGAAGAGAAGUUACUUGCGACCCGCCAGUAAACCGAGAGAGAGAAUUCAGGGAGAGGACCAGCUAGAGCACAUUCGACGCUCCAAGAGCCGGACUCUCAUAAAACUUUCAAACAUCAGAGAAGUUUGAGAAACACGCAUUAUGGCUGCCUCGGCGAGAUAUUUGGUCUUGUUCUUUUACUUGUGUGUGCUUUUUGCACCGGUGGAGCCAGUUGGAGGGAAAGGACGAGGUUUAAUAGUCGUAGUGGAUGAAGAUUCAGGCAAAGCCUUCAUUGAUCAGAUCGUUACAGAUACACUAAAGAGCGGUCUCACAACCAUCUUCCUGCCAAUCAUUUACAUCAUUGUUUUUGUGGUGGGGUUGCCAACCAACGCGAUGGCUAUAUGGGUCCUGCUGUUCCGGUCAAAGACUGUUCACCCUGCAGCCAUUUACAUGGGCAACCUUGCGCUGGCUGACGUUAUGUUUGUUAUCUGGAUGCCUCUCAAGAUCGCUUACCAUUUGAAAGGAAAUAACUGGACUUUCGGAGAAGGAAUGUGCAAAGUUUUGGUGGGUUUCUUCUACGGCAACAUGUACUGCUCCAUCCUCUUCAUCGCUUGUCUGAGCAUCCAGCGGUACUGGGUCUGCGCUCACCCGCUCUCCCAGCAAAGGAAAAACAACACAUUUGCAAUCAUCGUAUCUGUGUGUAUUUGGAUCUUCAUUGGAGUCAGUACUACACCUUUGUACCUGUACCAGCAAACCGUUGAACUCUCGGACCUCAACAUUACCACCUGCCACGACGUCAAUCUUAUAACCAAGGAGAACUUUGUUUCUGGCAAUGCGUUCCUGGAUGUUCAGCUGCCUUAUUAUUAUUUUAUGGUGAUGGCGGGUCUUGUGUUCUUUAUCCCAAUGUUGCUCAUCAUCGCCGCUUACGUUCUUCUGCUUCGCAAGCUUGGGAAAUCCACAGUCGAUGGCAGCGCUGGAAAAAGCCGCCAGCGAGCCAUUAUUCUCAUCAUCACGGUGCUCAUAACGUUCUUGGUCUGCUUCAUCCCAAGUAACGUGAUGUUGGUCGUGCAUUACGCCCUCUUGCGAAACGGCUGGGCCAAUAACGGCUACAGUUUCUACAUCCUCACACUGUGUCUGACCAGUCUCAACAGCUGCUUGGACCCUUUCAUCUACUAUUACGUCUCGGAUGAUUUCAGGGAGCAAGUCAAGAACACGCUGCUGUGCCGUAGCAGCCGUACGGUGGAGAGGAUGAGGGUCUCGUUCAGCUCGUUGAAGUACUCUAAAAGGACCAGCACGUAUACUUCCAGCACAGGCAACACUGAUAGCAGCACCUGCUGAGAGCAGAUGGACAUGGACUAUUAUGGAAACGAGUUUAUGUAUUUAUCAGUAGCACUGCGGAUUAUUCAGAAGGUUUGACUUCAUAUCUAUGCACUCGGUUCGCUAUUAGAUGCUAUUUAAAUUGAUGUUUAUGAAGAUAUUUUGAUUCAGCUGAGAGACCUUCGUGAACCCAAAACUUAAGGAGCCACAAAGAGUUUGAAGAUUCAGUCUGUUUCUGUAGCGUUCGGCUUAAAGCUCAGGGUCAUGAAGAUAAUGAAGUCACGUAAAACUUGAAGAGAAGCAAUCCAGCCAGUUCGUGCUGUUGUUACAUGUGCUAUUGUUCAGACGGCCCUUGUGAAAAGAUGUGAAUUCAAAAAUGUAGAAGUUCUAUGUAAUUUAAGUAUGUUUAAACUUUGUCUUUUAGCCAGAAUUGGUUCUGUUUUUAAUAUUUUCAUUUUUUUAUAUAUUUGUAUCAAACCAGAUUGGCAAGGAUUUUUUGCCUGUUAGUCACAAUGCCAUUGUCUUCAUACCUCACUGUAUUAUAUCCAUAAUUAGGUCACCAUUCCUGACUGUGAUGCACGUUUCAAUGAUAUUUUUCUACAUUCAUGCAGAUUCAUUUUGUAAAUUCAACUGUAUCACCGGAAACAAAACGUCAUUAUCUCAUCAUCAUUAUGACAUUCUAGAAUUCCCGGUCAGUGUGCUUCCGAAUCUUCAUUCACACCUUGUUUAUUGUAACACAAUCUUUCGGUUUAUCAAAUGUAACUUGUACUUCUUACAAGGAAAUGCACCUGUUAACACACACAGCCCACUUUACCCCUAAAGGCACAGUGCCAUGUAAAUAAAUGUUUUAUUUACUUUGAAA
Molecule: messenger RNA, 2314 nt
Organism: Carassius auratus (goldfish)
Lineage: Eukaryota; Metazoa; Chordata; Actinopteri; Cypriniformes; Cyprinidae
Product: proteinase-activated receptor 2-like
Exons: 2
Coding region: 298-1473 (391 amino acids)
Biological process (GO): blood coagulation; positive regulation of Rho protein signal transduction; phospholipase C-activating G protein-coupled receptor signaling pathway
Cellular component (GO): plasma membrane
Molecular function (GO): thrombin-activated receptor activity
Source: RefSeq, a predicted model, not a curated record